UCCCGGAGCAAGGACCCCCAAGACGGAAGAGGAUGUCCGCGGCGGCUCUGAGGAGAUUUUGGUCCCGUCGCCGCGCAGAGGCGGGCGACGCGGUAGUGGCGAAGCCGGGAGUGUGGGCGCGGCUGGGGUCCUGGGCCCGCGCGCUGCUCCGGGACUACGCCGAGGCCUGCAGGGACGCGGCGGCGGAGGGUAGGGCCCGGCCGGGGCGCGCCGCUGUGUAUGUGGGUCUGCUGGGCGGCGCGGCGGCCUGCUUCACGCUGGCGCCCAGCGAGGGUGCCUUCGAGGAGGCGCUGCUGGAGGCGUCGGGGACCCUCCUGCUGCUGGCGCCGGCCACCCGCAACCGCGAGUCCGAAGCCUUCGUGCAGAGGCUGCUCUGGCUGCGGGGCCGUGGCCGCCUGCGCCACGUCAACCUGGGGCUCUGCUCGCUGGUGUACGAGGCGCCCUUCGACGCCCAGGCCAGCCUCUACCAGGCGCGUUGCCGCUACCUGCAGCCCUGCUGGACCGACUUCCCCGGCCGGGUCCUGGACGUGGGCUUCGUGGGUCGCUGGUGGGUGCUGGGGGCCCGGAUGCGCGACUGCGACAUCAACGACGACGAAUUCCUGCACCUGCCGGCGCAUUUGCGGGUUGUCGGGCCCCAGCAGCUGCAUUCCGAGACCAACGAGCGGCUCUUCGAUGAGAAGUACAAGCCUGUCGUGCUCACCGACGAUCAGGUGGACCAGGCGCUGUGGGAGGAGCAGGUCUUGCAGAAGGAGAAGAAGGACAGGCUCGCCCUGAGCCAGGCCCACUCGCUGGUGCAGGCGGAGGCCCCGAGAUGAAACCCUGAGGCCCCCGAGUCCUGGCAAACUGCUUGCCUGGGGUGGUGCAGUUCUGAGUGUGCCUCACCUGCAGAACAACUGAGACAGAUGAUGUGCAAAGUGUUUGCUCACUGGAUUGGCACAAGUUUGGGGAGCCUUUCUGCCCCCCGUCUUUGUUCUUUAUUAGCUGAAGCUAAUUCAGAGCCACCUGGGUCCGGGAGUUGGGGACAGCAGAACGACUUGACACAUGUUCAUCACUGGCAGAGCUGGUCAUCUUUUAUACAAGACUUUUUCAUUGGGCCUCAGAGGCCCUCCUUAAGGAGGUACCACAUUGGUCAGGUGACUUGCAAACUCUUCUAAGACCACUUAGAUUUUCUUUUUCAAGUUUGGGUUGUGGCCUGGCAUGGUGAUGUCUGUAAUCCCAGCAGUUUGCAAACUGAGGCAAGAGAAUCGCUUGAGGCCAGGAGUUUGAGGCCAGCUAGAGUGACAUAGCAAGACUCCGAUGCUACAAAAAAGAAUAAUAAUAGUAAUUAACUAAAUAAAAUUUGAGCUGAAAUGUUUUUAUUCUAUGAUCUAUUCUCUCUCGUUUUUUUUUUUUGUCUUGUUUUUUUUUUUUUUUUUUUGAGACAGGGUCUUGCUCUAUUUGCCUGCUGGGGUGCAGUGGCGCAAUCUCGGCUCACUGCAACCUCUGUCUCCCAGGUUCAAGCGAUUCUCCUGCCUCAGCCUCCUCAGUAGCUGGGAUUACAGGCCUGUGCCAACAUGCGUGGCAAAUUGUUGUAUUUUUAAUAGAGAUGGGGUUUCACCAUGUUGGCCAGGCUGGUCUUGAACUCCUGACCUCAGGUGAUCCGCCUGCCUCGCAUUUCCAAAGUGCUGGGAUUAUAGGAGUGAACCACCACACCUGGCCUUUCAUUUUGAUAAGUAACAUUUUUGCCAUUCCCAGCUCUUUGGAAGGCUGAGGUAGGAGGAUUGCUUGAGAUCAGGAGUUCAAGACCAGUUUAGGCAAAAUAGUGAGAGCUUUCUCAAAAACUAAAAUAUUUGGAAGGGUAAAGCAGGCGAAUCAUUUGAGCUUAGGAGUUCAACACCAGCCUGGGCAAUAUGGCAAAACCCCGUCUCUACAAAAAAUACAAAAAUUUACCAAAGGUGUUGAAUGAGAAUUGAAAAUAUGUAUACAUAGAAAAAUUAGCCAGACAUGGUGGACCAUGUCUGUAGUCCCAGCUAUUCAGGAAGGCUGAGGUGGGAGGAUCACCUGAGCCUGGGAGUUCAAUGCUGCAGUGAGCCACGAUCGUGCCACUGCACUCCAUCUUGGACAACAGAGUGAGACUGUCUCAAAAAGUAAAAUAAGUGCACGGGCACGGUGGCUAAAGCCUGUAAUCCCAGCACUUUGGGAGGCCGAGGCAGGUGGAUCACGAUGUCAGGAGAUGGAGACCAUCCUGGCUAACACGGUGAAACCCCAUCUCUACGAAAAAUUCAAAAAAAUUGGCCGGGCACGGUGGCUGACGCCUGUAAUCCCAGCACUUUGGGAGGCCCAGUUGGGUGGAUCACGAGGUCAGGAGAUCGAGACCAUCCUGGCUAACAUGGUGAAACCCCGUCUCUACUAAAAAUACAAAAAAUUAGCCAGGCGUGGUGGCGGGCACCUAUAGUCCCAGCUACUCAGGAGGCUGAGGCAGGAGAAUGGCAUGAACCUGGGAGGUGGAGCUUGCAGUGAGCCGAGAUUGCGCCACUGCACUCCAGCCUGGGCGACAGAACAAGACUCCGUCUCAAAAAAAAAAAAAAAAAAAAAAAUAGCUGGGCAUGGUGGCGGGCAUCUGUAGUCCCAGCUACUCAGGAGGCUGAGGCAGGAGAAUAGCGUGAACCCGGGAGGUGGAGCUUGCAGCGAGCAGAGAUUGCACCACUGCACUCCAGCCUGGGCAACAUAGUGAGACUCCAACUCAAAAAAAUAAAUAAAUAAAAUAAGUAACAUUUUUGUUUUGAUUUUUUUAAGUUUUUGUUUUUAAAUAUAGUCUCAAAGAAAAUUGGAAAAAUAAUAGAGACUGUUUUUUUUUUGAGACAGAGUUUCGCUCUUGUUGCCCAGGCUGGAGUGCAGUGGCACUCACCCCAACCACCGCCUCCUGGGUUCAAGCAUUUCUCCUGUCUCAGCCUCCCAAGUAGCUGGGAUUACAGGCGCAUGCCACCACGCCCGGCUAAUUUUUGUAUUUUUUAGUAGAGAUGAGAUUUCAUCAUGUUGGUCAGGCUGGCCUCAAACUUCUGACCUCAGGUGAUCCGCCUGCCUCAGCCUCCCAAAGUGCUGGGAUUGCAGACGUGAGCCACCAUGCCCGGCCCUUGUUCCCUAUUAAAAAUACAAAACCAGGCAAUUGACAGUGUCGUGACUACUGGGAUGUUACAGGGAAGUUUUUUGUAAAACAACCUGUUUACCAGAUGAGCAUUGUAAGUUACUGGAGGUGGCUUGGAAGGAUAAAGCAUUUUCUGGUCUGGAAAUCUAUAUGGAAUCAUAGAUUCUGGUUAUGUUGUACUUCAGUAACCCUGAAACACAGAAUUCUAUGAAAAGAAGUAAGUUAGUGUACACAGCUGGUACUUAGCUAGGUUAUGGUAAAUUGUAUUUUUGUUGUUGUUGUUGUUGAGACAGAGUCUCACUCUGACACCCAGGCUGGAGUGCAGUGGCACGAUUUCGGCUCACUGCAACCUCUGCCUCCCGGGUUCAAGUGAUUCUCUUGCCUCAGCCUCCUGGGUAGCUGGGAUUACAGGCAUAUGCCAUGAUGCCCAGCUAGUUUUUGUAUUUUUAGUAGAGAUGGGGUUUCACCAUGUUGGCCAAGCUGGUCUCAAACUCCUGACCUCAAGUGAUCCUCCCACCUCGGCCUCCCAAAGUGCUGGGAUUACAGGUGUGAGCCACUGCACCCGGCCAAUAUUUUUUUUUUUUUUUUUUUUUGAGACAGAGUUUCACUCUAUUGCCUAGGCUGGAGUACAGUGGCAUGAUCUCAGCUCACUGCAGCCUCUGCCACCUGGGUUCAAGCGAUUCUCCUGCCUCAGCCUCCCAAGUAGCUGGGAUUACAGGCAUCUGGCACUGCGUCCGGCUAAUUGUUGUAUUUUUAGUAGAGACGGGAUUUCACUAUCUUGGCCAGGCUGGUCUUGAACUCUUUGUGAUCCACCUGCCUUGGCCUCCCAAAGUGCUGGGAUAAUAGGCGUGAGCCACCACACCCAGCCUCAAUACUUUUUAUUUUUUUUAAGUGUAAUUUAUGGCCAGCGCAGUGGCUCACACCUGUAACUACAACACUUUGGGAGGCCAAGGUGGGAGGAUCGCUUGAGUCCAGGAGUUCGAGACCAGCCUAGGCAACAUGGUGAAAUCCUGUCUCUACAAAAUACACAAAAUUACAAAAUACACAAAAAUUAGUCGGGUAUGGUACACACCUGUACUACCAACUACUCAGGUAGUACCUGUACUACCAACUACACACCUGUACUACCAACUAUUCAGGAGGCUGAGGUGGAAGAAUUGCUUGAGCUUGGGAGGUUGAGGCUGCAGUGAGCCAAGAUUGCAUCACUGCACUCCAGCCUAGGUGACAGAGCAAGCCCCGUCUCAAAAAAUUAAUAAGGAAAAAAUAAGGCUGGAUGCAGUGGCUCACGCAUAGGAUCCCAGCACUUUGGGAGGCUGAGGUGGGUGGAUCACAAGGUCAAGAGCUCAAGACCAUCCUGGGCAACAUGGUGAAACCCCGUCUAACAAAAAUUAGCUGGGCGUGGUGGCGCACGCCUGUAAUCCCAGCUACUCGGGAGACUGAGGCAGGAGAAUCACUUGAACCCGGGAGGUGGAGGUUGCAGUGAGCUGAGAUCACGCCACUGCGUUCCAGUCUGGGCAACAGAGUGAGACUCCGUCACGAAAAAAAAAAGAGAGAGAAAAAAUAACAAAACUGAAGUAUUAAGGGAGUGAUGCUACCUCAGUGGCCUGUGGCAAGUUAAUAAAACCAGGUGAUAAAACAAC
This is a messenger RNA of Gorilla gorilla gorilla (western lowland gorilla), 4764 nucleotides long. RefSeq names its product translocase of inner mitochondrial membrane 29 (gene TIMM29). The record is from RefSeq and is a predicted model, not a curated record. NCBI's taxonomy places the organism in Eukaryota, Metazoa, Chordata, Mammalia, Primates, Hominidae. Bases 33 to 815 code for a protein of 260 amino acids. Gene Ontology annotation, cellular component: TIM22 mitochondrial import inner membrane insertion complex. Gene Ontology annotation, biological process: protein insertion into mitochondrial inner membrane. The transcript has 2 exons.